Histoplasma mississippiense is the source of this 525-nucleotide messenger RNA. RefSeq lists its product with no specific name. Bases 1 to 525 code for a protein of 174 amino acids. Gene Ontology annotation, biological process: glycerophospholipid catabolic process. The record is from RefSeq and is a predicted model, not a curated record. The transcript is spliced from 3 exons. Lineage: Eukaryota; Fungi; Ascomycota; Eurotiomycetes; Onygenales; Ajellomycetaceae. Gene Ontology annotation, molecular function: glycerophosphocholine phosphodiesterase activity.
AUGCGCUCGGUCGUAUUCACCUCGUAUAAUCCUAAUAUUUGCAUUGCGUUGAAUUGGAAACAACCAAACUACCCAGUCCUUCUUUGCAACGACCUAGGCCAGAUCCGCGACCUGACACAAGACGUCAGCUCCCUACCUGUCGUCCGCAGCAGUGGGCGCACGUCGAUGUCCAUCAAGGAAUCCGCGCGGAUUGCACAGAGCAAUAACUUCAUGGGAUUGAUGUGUCGUUCGAGUUUGCUAAAUGUCAUGCCCUUCCUUGUCGAAUCGAUCAAGGAACUGGGUCUUGUCCUUGUCGCGGAUACUUCAGAUGAGAUAUUGGACAAGACCCGUUUCGGUGUCAGUAGUGGCCGAUUGGGCGAUCAUGAUCGUGACUAUGAACAAAGUGGAGCUGGCGUUGGCGUUGGCGUCGGAGUUGGAGUUGAAGUCGGCUUGUCUGCAGAAUGGGCGUAUAAAAUGCCCGAGGGCGUGAAUGGGGUUAUGAGAAGGAAUGGUGUUUUGCGAUUUAAUGAUACGAUUGAUAUGUGA